This is a messenger RNA of Ailuropoda melanoleuca (giant panda), 1599 nucleotides long. RefSeq names its product cholinergic receptor muscarinic 5 (gene CHRM5). Gene Ontology annotation, cellular component: plasma membrane; synapse; dendrite. The record is from RefSeq and is a predicted model, not a curated record. The transcript has a single exon. The coding region runs from base 1 to 1599 and encodes 532 amino acids. NCBI's taxonomy places the organism in Eukaryota, Metazoa, Chordata, Mammalia, Carnivora, Ursidae. Gene Ontology annotation, molecular function: G protein-coupled acetylcholine receptor activity; G protein-coupled serotonin receptor activity. Gene Ontology annotation, biological process: G protein-coupled receptor signaling pathway, coupled to cyclic nucleotide second messenger; adenylate cyclase-inhibiting G protein-coupled acetylcholine receptor signaling pathway; gastric acid secretion.
AUGGAAGGGGAAUCUUACCACAAUACAACCACUGUCAAUGGCACCCCGGUAAGUCACCAGCCUUUGGAACGCCAUGGGCUGUGGGAAGUCAUCACCAUUGCAGCCGUGACUGCCGUGGUAAGCCUGGUUACCAUUGUGGGCAACGUGUUAGUCAUGAUUUCCUUCAAAGUCAAUAGUCAGCUGAAGACCGUUAACAACUACUACUUGCUCAGCUUAGCCUGUGCAGAUCUCAUCAUUGGGGUCUUCUCCAUGAACCUCUACACUACCUACAUCCUCAUGGGGCGCUGGGUCCUCGGGAGUCUGGCUUGCGACCUCUGGCUCGCCCUGGACUACGUGGCUAGCAAUGCUUCCGUCAUGAACCUUCUGGUGAUCAGUUUUGACCGUUACUUUUCUAUCACAAGACCUCUGACGUAUCGGGCCAAGCGUACCCCAAAAAGGGCUGGCAUCAUGAUUGGCCUGGCCUGGCUGAUCUCCUUCAUCCUCUGGGCCCCAGCAAUCCUCUGCUGGCAGUACCUGGUUGGGGAGCGGACGGUGCCACCAGACGAGUGCCAGAUCCAGUUCCUGUCCGAGCCCACCAUCACUUUCGGCACUGCCAUUGCUGCCUUCUACAUCCCCGUUUCCGUCAUGACGACCCUCUACUGCCGAAUCUACCGGGAGACGGGGAAGCGGACCAAGGACCUGGCUGACCUCCAGGGCUCUGACUCCAUGGCCCAAGUGCAGCCAAGAAAGCCGGCUCAUCGGGCUCUGCUGACAUCCUGCUUUAGCUGCCCUCGACCCACACUGGCCCAGAGGGAAAGGAAUCAAGCAUCCUGGUCGUCCUCCCGCAGGAGCACCUCCACCCCUGGGAAGCCAUCCCAAGCCACUGGCCCAAGCACCGAGUGGGCCCAAGCCGAGCAGCUCACUACCUGUAGCAGCUACCCUUCUUCAGAGGAUGAGGACAAGCCUGCCACUGACCCUGUCUUCCAAGUCGUCUACAAGAGUGAGGCCAAGGAAAGCCCAAGGGAAGAAUUCAGUGCCGAAGAGACCAAGGAAACGUUUGUGAACGCUCAAGCUGAAAAAAAUGACUAUGCCACCCCAAAAUACUUCUUGUCCCCAAGUGCUGCUCAUAGACCCAAGAGUCAGAAAUGUGUGGCCUAUAAGUUCCGAUUGGUGGUAAAAGCUGAUGGGACCCAGGAGACUAACAAUGGCUGUCGCAAGGUAAAAAUCAUGCGCUGCUCCUUCCCAGUGUCCAAGGACCCUUCAACGAAAGGCCUGGAUCCUAACUUCAGCCAUCAAAUGACCAAACGAAAGAGAAUGGUCCUUGUCAAGGAAAGGAAAGCAGCCCAGACCUUGAGUGCCAUUCUCUUGGCUUUCAUCAUCACCUGGACCCCUUAUAACAUCAUGGUCCUGGUUUCCACCUUCUGUGACAAGUGUGUCCCUGUCACCCUGUGGCACUUGGGCUACUGGUUGUGCUAUGUCAACAGCACCGUCAACCCCAUUUGCUAUGCCCUCUGCAACAGAACCUUCAGGAAGACUUUUAAGAUGCUGCUUCUUUGCCGAUGGAAAAAGAAAAAAGUAGAAGAGAAGUUGUACUGGCAGGGGAACAGCAAACUCCCUUGA